Messenger RNA from Owenia fusiformis, 1619 nucleotides. The record is from the annotation of a GenBank genome assembly. NCBI's taxonomy places the organism in Eukaryota, Metazoa, Annelida, Polychaeta, Sabellida, Oweniidae.
AUGGAUUAUUCUACGAAUGGAUUACAGUUUGGAUCUCGUAUUGCGCAAUUGAAUGUAACUAUUGAUAACGGUAGUAUGAGGAAUGUUCCUACCUCAGCAAAUGCAAUGGAGAUCUUUACGGCCAAUGAAAGUGGACUCUAUGGGACGAAGGAGUCCCCUUGUGAGGCCCCGAGUAUUGUGGAAAUAAGUAAAUAUGUUUAUAUUUACGUAAUCCCCGUGAUUACAAUAAUGGCGCUAAUAUGUAAUAUGCUUUCUUUUAUCAUAUUUGUAUCAAAGUCGUUCCGCUGUCACUCGUUUGCCUUGUAUUUGGCUUGCCUGGCAAUCACCGACACCCUCUCUAUAGUGUCAAACUUUUUAAGGGAGUGGCUGGGUAAAUUAUCAGAUAUGAUUCAUCAGGACCAGACUUUCGAUGUUUAUAAUCAGUCGGAUGCCGCUUGCAAGAUUAUUAACUUUGUUUCAUACUCUUCUCGAAUGAUAUCAUCUUGGAUGCUGGUCGCGAUGACAACGGAGAGGGCACUUGUAGUAAUGUUUCCAUUGAAACGCAUUCUGAUUUGUACGGUUUCCAUGGCGACCAAGAUUGUAAUUGGUGUUAUUGUUGGUGGCUUGGCAGUGGGUGUCUACCCCUUGGUAAUAGGCAAAAUGAAAGAGAGCAACGGUGAACUAUUUUGUUCUCAUAUUGAGGGCUACGAGGAAACAACUUUUUAUUUUUCCAUUGGAUACAUGGUCGUCAUUAUAAUUAUACCUUUCGUUGCCAUAUCAGCUUUGAAUACUGUGAUCAUCUGUCGGACAUUUGGGCGAACAAAGAGUCUUGGGCGGUUGACAUCCAACGUGUCCCGUGCUAGCAAUGCUAGUAAGAGAGGGGACGUCAAACUAACUAUCAUGCUUAUAACGGUUUCCACGUCUUUUGCCAUAUUGGCAGUCCCGUAUACUAUCGCGUGGGCCAUUUAUUUCAACGAUUUCCUCAAUGCUAAAGCCAUGAACUUAAAGUGCAACGUUGUCGUGUUACAUUCCAAUGCAAUCAAGGGUAUCACUGACAUUAUCUUCAACCUGAACUAUUGUAUCAACUUCUGGCUUUACGCUAUCAGCGGGACAUCUUUCAGGAGACAAUUGAGGUUACUCUGCCAGUGCGGACGAUCUUGGUCAUUCAAGAAAUUGCGGGCAUCACGCUCUCAAAACAACAAUUGCAACAGGGAUAGUGGUGACCCUUACGGGACUGAAGUUACAAGCACGCUCACUCGCGUGUCAAGAUCUGAGUGCGAUUUGGCAACGCACACAACAUCAUGUCUGUAAUCUUGGCAACACACAAUGCAUAUACGUUACUUCGGUAACACAAGUGCAUUGUACUAUAGCGUACUUUGACCAUAACAAUGCGAACAUUAUACGGCUUAUAGACUUUUUUAACACGCAAUAGUUUCUUUGGGAGUUCGAUCGUAUCUACAACAUUCAAUAUUGGUAUCGACACAUUUGGAAUCGUGUGUGUAUCCAUGGUAACAAGCACUAUAGUUUGUGUGUAUUAUUGGUAAUGAAUACACACAACAUAUAUAGCCUUGGUAAAGACUUUGACAUCACAUAUGGUUGCUACGUGUCAUUGGACGUGAUAGUAACACACCUAACAGGAG